Molecule: messenger RNA, 3164 nt
Organism: Vigna umbellata (rice bean)
Lineage: Eukaryota; Viridiplantae; Streptophyta; Magnoliopsida; Fabales; Fabaceae
Source: RefSeq, a predicted model, not a curated record
AACCUUUGUUCCCGCCAUAAUAUGCCUCUCAUAUAUCUAGCCGUGGCCAAAAUUUUCCCAGAUCUACUACUAUCACGCCAUGGACAUCGACCCGAGCUCCCGGAAGCGGAAACGUGCCUCUGCGACACCCACCCAAAGCAGAGCGCAGCUUCACCGGAACCGCUCCGGUCAACUCCGGUUCGAUCUUGCCCCGAGUGAUGAGGAACCCCACCCAGUACUCUUUCCCUUUCAUCGAACCAAUAGCACGAAACCCAAGCGUGAGCACGACGAGCCUCUUCGCCUUCUGAUGAAGGACCUUCGUGCCAGGCGUGUCUAUUCGCCUCCGCAGUCGUCCAACUCCAGUUUGAUCGAAGGCACGUUUCUCAAGUGGACUGCCGACGAUUCCGAUUGUACUGACAUGAAACUUGCCGAGGGCCCCGAUAUGGGGCUUUCUAGCGAGGCUCGGAGCUUCAAUCUAGGGAACGCUGAAUCCUUAGAAGAGAACAGAAAAUUGCAAGAUUGCAAGGGAAAUAACGACGGAUAUUGUCCAGAGAAAAUUGAUGGUUUGGAUGGAAAAGCGUUACCAACGACUCUACCUGAUUCCGAGGUAUGUGUUGGUUCAACUUCAAAGGUUAACGUAUGUGAAGCAGAUAUUACUUUCAAAGAUACACCUACAACGGGGAUAGAUAACACGAAGAAUGAUUCUUCUCUUGUGAGCCAAGUUUUUCUCAGACCACGUUUCCAGGGAAAGCUGUUCAAGAUCCCGGGUUCUGCCAAUUACAGAAGGUUAUGUACAUUUCUUAGAGAUAGCGUGAGAGAAGACUCUGGUACACCAAAAUUGGGUUUUGGCCAGAAAAAUGAGGGCGGUGAACAGGAGAAACAACAUCCUUUGGUGUCUCAAAAUCAAGAGGCUUCUAAAGAAGAACUCAAGACCGACGGUCGCACCACGCGUGAGGGAAAAUGUUUGAGUGAAGCGAAGGUGGAUCCCACUGCAGAUAAUGGUGUUAACGGUUUUAAAAGUGAUUUACCGAAUGAUGGCCUUAAUCAAUUGUCUAGCCACACGAAUGGUAAUGAAUGCAACGAGCCUAGUCAUAACAGUGCUUGUACCUCGGAGGAGUUUGGUUUUUUGAAUGAAAAAUAUAUUCUGACAACUCCUCCUAAUUCUCAUAUAUAUGGUAAUUCAGAGGUUAAUGCCAAACCCAUGGAUUUCACCAGAAGCACCCAAGGGCAUGCUGCUGAACUAUUUUCUUUUAAAGCUGACAAGGGGAACGAUUUCCUCAAGAGUAAAUCGGUGCCCAGACAGAACUUGCACAAGAAACUUUUCAUAACCCCAGGUUCUGUGAGCUAUAAAAGGUUGCUUCCAUUUCUAAUGAAUCUUACCAAAGAUGACUCUGAUACAUCCAAAUUUGAUCAUCAGACACAUAUUCAAGAUGAAAAGGAAGACGUGCAUCCAAAGAGGUUUCAAUUUCCUUUGUCAUCUCAAACUGAAGAAGCUUCUAUAGUUGAACACAAGACAGACAGCAGUCCCAUGCAUGGUGCAGUUGAAUCCAAUGGAGUGGAAGACUGUGUAUUAGUUUAUACUUCUAAUGAGUUAUCUCAUGUCAAGCAACCAAUAUUGACACCUCAAGACUUGCCUGAAUUGCCAAUCCAAUGGGACUCGAAAGAAGGGGUAUGUGAGGGUCUAUCUGCUCCCUCUGUCAACGAACUUAUGGAGAAAAUUGUUAAAGACGAUGAAUGCUUGACUGCUUCAGAACUUAAUCCAUGUUCAAUAACGGAGGUUGAUUUUCACUCUGCUAAGAUAGUUGCAAAUGUUGCGCCAAAUGAGGAUCGCCAGGAAUCCAGACGACACAAGAAUGAGUCACCACUCAAAGAUCAAAUUGGACUUUUUGUCAACAGUGAUGUCUCUGUUGAUGAGAACGUCACAAAUCACGUCCGGCUUUCAAAUGAUUUACCCCGAUCACUAUCUGAGAAGAUUAUCUCAGGCAAAUCUGACAUGGGAGGACACAGUGGUGACAAAGUUGGAAGUAUGCCGAAUGACAUAGUUAUAUGUUCAACGAUGCCUUCAGAAGGUAGUAAUAACAAUGCUAGAGAAAUAAAAAAUGAGUUUGAAUCCAAGAUCACAUCGAAACAGGUUCUUAGACGUUGUCUGCAGUUUAAUUUGUUGAAACAGGCUGGAUCUUUAAACUGCAAAAGACUGUUUCCAUUUUUAUUGAAUAGUAAUUCUGGUACUCAGCAUCAAAUAGGAUUAAAAAAUGAUAGUUCAAGCCAAAAAUUUCAAAUUCCUGAAUUUCAGUCAUCUCGUGAUUCAUGGGAAGUGACUCAACUGCAAGAUGAACAAGUUCCAUCAAAUGGACUCUGCAAGACCGAGAGUUCUACUGAUCCAUCAAUUUCUGAUCACGAAAUAGAAUUGCCUGUCAUAACAAAAGAAAAAACUUCACCUCCCUUGUCCAAGUCAUCAAUUUUCUCCGAAAUUAGAGGAACUAGUUCUUUUCUGAUAUCUUGUGGGAAACAACCUGAGACACACAAAUGUGGUCAGAGUUUGUCUCAACUGAAAGUCGUAGGACAACUUGGAGAUCCUGCUGUUGGUUUCAGAAAAGGAAUUUUAAAAAGAAAUCCAAGGGGAUGCCGAGGACUUUGCACAUGUUUGAACUGUGAUUCUUUUCGUCUUCAUGCAGAAAGAGCAUUUGAAUUUUCUAAAAAUCAAUUGCUAGAUGCCGAAGUGGUUGCCCAUGACCUUAUGAAGGAACUAUCUCUUCUAAGAAAUAUGUUAGAAAAAUCAGCUGAUAGUGUCAACAUCAAUCCUGUUUUCGAUGGAAGCCAGGUUAGAGAAGCUUGCAGGAAAGCAUUUGCAGCGGAAAAAACUGCGAAGGACCGUCUUAAUCAGAUGCACGAUGAUCUCAAAACCCAUAGCAGAAUAACAAGCUUGAAGGAACCAAGGGUGACGUUUGCUCUUGAUGAUGAAGAAAAAAUCAUUCCACCGGGGCGGUAAUUGUCCAACCAUAUUGAUGUUUUGAAACUGGAAGAGUGCCAUAGUAAAGCUCGACGAGAAGAGAAUUACUGAUUUAUUUUCGAAAUUUCUUACUGUAAAUACGAAUUAUUAACGUUUUAGCAUGCUCUAUUUCUUUUAAUAUAUUUUUAUUUAUUGAACUUAAAAAGUCAUCAAUUUAAUGAUUGUAAAACUUCUA